Messenger RNA from Drosophila sechellia, 2096 nucleotides. RefSeq names its product Major Facilitator Superfamily Transporter 12 (gene MFS12). Bases 314 to 1789 code for a protein of 491 amino acids. NCBI's taxonomy places the organism in Eukaryota, Metazoa, Arthropoda, Insecta, Diptera, Drosophilidae. Gene Ontology annotation, molecular function: transmembrane transporter activity. The transcript has 4 exons. The record is from RefSeq and is a predicted model, not a curated record. Gene Ontology annotation, biological process: monoatomic anion transport; transmembrane transport. Gene Ontology annotation, cellular component: membrane.
CUGUAUUCACACGUUUGGUCCCACGGUGGAGUCUCCUCCACUACGCGAACUUUUCCAUUGAGAGCACAGCUGCUUUUGUUUUCCUCAUUGGCAGGCGUUAAUGAUAAUGAAAAUAUUAUUAUAAUAAAACCCAAAGAGUUCCGCCGCAAUUAAUGAAAUCAUCACUAUCAGAGCAUUGUUAAACGGCAAUAAACCGUAGAUUGAGGUCCCAGAAAAUAUCGACCAAGUGACAACAAUUUGCACCGUGCACUUAUAAUGGGGCAAUCAAUAAAUCGGAUGGCCAGACGCCAGUUAAUUCCGUAACUGAUCAGACAUGGUUUAUUAUUCCAGUGGAGAGAGAAGACCCCUGCUAGCCAGAGUAGUUCCGAAUCCGCUUAGGAGAUUAGCCUCGGGAGGUCUUGGCGUGCGACACUGGCAGGCGGUUCUUCUGUUCGUGGGCAUGAUGAUCAACUACUUCCAGCGGGUCAACAUCUCUGCUGCCAUUGUGCCCAUGACGCAGUCCACCGCGGGUGCUCCGUUCUACAGUUGGGAUACGUCGGACAAGUCCCUGAUCCUUAGCAGCUUUUUCUGGGGCUACGUCGUCUCCCAGGUGCCGGCAGGACUGCUGGCCAAGCGAUUUGGAGCCAAGUUAGUGCUGGGCCUGGCGACUGCAAUCGGAGGUAUUUUGUGCUUCUUCCAUCCCAUUGCAGCUAAAAGUGGGUGGCAGAGUAUCUGCGCUCUGCGCGUCCUUACCGGGCUGGUCCAGGGCACGGUUUAUCCGUGUGUCCACACGCUGCUGGCUAAGUGGGUGCCACGCACGGAGCGGGGACUGCUAACCACUGGCGUUUAUUCGGGAGCACAGUUCGGAACGGCUGUCAUCCUGGUCAGCAGUGGCUUCAUCUUCGAAUCCAGCAUGGGUUGGCCAGGGUUGUUCUACCUUUCCGGUGGUAUCAGCCUGGCCUGGGCGCUGCUUUUCUUCUGGCAGGCGGCCAAUGAGCCGGCUACAGCCAGCAGGAUUAGCAAAGGCGAGGUGGAGUAUAUCGAAAGCCUUACGGGCAGCAACAGCUCCAGUCAGUCUAUGCCUGUGCCCUGGAUGUCGAUCUUUAGGUCGCCAGCCUUCUACGGUCUGCUGGCCGCACAUUGUGGAUUCACCUGGGGCUUCUACACGCUGCUCACCGAAAUGCCCACUUACAUGAGCAUGGUUCUGCAGCUAAAUGUCAAGUCCAAUGCCUUCCUCUCCUCGCUGCCAUACUUUGCCAUGGGCCUGCUGUGCUUUGUGGUCAGUCCCAUAUCGGAUUUGCUCAUCAACAGAGGCACCAUAUCGAUCACCACGGCUCGAAAGCUGUUUAAUUCGAUUGGACAGUGGGGCCCGAUGGCUUGUUUGAUUGGGCUGGGCUACAUGACAGCCGAUGAGAAAACGUGGGCCAUUCUUCUGCUGACGCUGGCGGUGGGCAUCAAUGCGGGCUGUUCCUGCGGAUAUCUAAUCAAUCACAUCGACCUGUCGCCAAACUUUGCCGGCCCCAUGAUGGGAGUUACCAAUGGGAUAGCGGGAGUGACCUCCAUAAUAGCUCCUUUGGUGGUGGGAGCGAUCGUAUCGGAUGAGGAGGAUCCCAGCCAGUGGCGCAUGGUGUUCUUCAUUACAGGAGGAAUUUACCUAGUGUGCAACACUAUUUUUGUGAUAUUUGGCAAGGCCACUAUUCAGUCGUGGAACGAACCCCCAUCGACGUCUAGCACGAUGACGCUCCGCAGCCACCAGGAGAACGAUUCAAAGUCCACUGCUCCCACGUCAGAUAAAGACAUUCGGUACUAAGCUCUCGACCUGCACCUGGACGCCGUGUACAUACAUUCUCGUUAAUUGUAGUAAUUAUAAGUUAUUCUUAUUUAAGCUUGCCGCUGUGACAGCGUUAUUUGGAUAUGCCUAGCUAUAACUAAAGAUAAUGGUUUAUGUUUACGCUUAUGCUUAGGGAAGCUUAAUAUGACUUAGUUGUGUGAUAAGCCCAAAAUAUGACUUUACUAUGUGUGGCACGUUUCGAAGGUGCUUAAGUCGUUUUAACUAUAUCAAUAAGUGAGUUGUGUAUGCAAGCAGCAUAUUAAUAAAUAUUUACAGUCCUGUGUCA